Messenger RNA from Trichoplusia ni (cabbage looper), 1502 nucleotides. RefSeq names its product probable serine carboxypeptidase CPVL. The record is from RefSeq and is a predicted model, not a curated record. The transcript is spliced from 8 exons. Gene Ontology annotation, molecular function: serine-type carboxypeptidase activity. Bases 65 to 1402 code for a protein of 445 amino acids. Lineage: Eukaryota; Metazoa; Arthropoda; Insecta; Lepidoptera; Noctuidae. Gene Ontology annotation, biological process: proteolysis.
UUUAAACUAGCAUUGUAAAAUUAUAAAUAUGAUUUUCCAUAAGAUUGACCGUUAAUUACCAACCAUGUUUGCACUGGCCUACAUAUUACCCUUGCUUUAUACAAAUGUUCUAGCCGGUGUCGUACUGCAAGAUCAUUCCGAUGAAGGGCCUCUCAUUCUAACACCGUAUAUUGAGAUAGGAGAAACAGAGAAAGCGAAACACCUCUCCGCGGUCGACCCGAGCCUGUUCGCCGGCGUCAACAGUCAUGCUGGGUACUUCACCGUUAACAAGACACAUUACUGGAACUUGUUCUUCUGGUACUUCCCCGCUCAAGUUCCUUCAGAGGACGCACCAUUGCUUGUUUGGCUGCAAGGUGGACCAGGGGGCUCUUCCCUAUUCGGGCUCUUUUAUGAAAUAGGUCCUUUUAGAACUGAUGGAAAUACAGUUGAAAAACGACCAAUUCAUUGGGGAAUAGACUAUUCGUUGAUAUUUAUUGACAACCCAGUUCAUACUGGCUUCAGUUUCUCGAAUGGUAGUGAUUACGCUACCGAUGAAGAUAUGAUCGGUGCUGCUCUUCUGAGCUUCAUGCAACAGUUCCUUGAAGUGUUCCCUGAAUUAAGACGAGCGCCUCUAUUUCUGUCGGGAGAAUCUUACGCAGGGAAAUACAUUCCGGCAUUUGGACAUUACAUUCAUAACAACCAAGAAAAGUCGAAGCCAAUUAAUCUAAAAGGGUUAGCUAUCGGGAGCGGCUGGACAGACCCACCGACAAUGCUGCACUACUCAGAAUUCAGCUUGCAAGUUGGGUUGUUAGACCAACUGCAGGCUGACGAACUACAUCAGAUGGAGGAGGAAGCUAGAAAACAUUGGAAAGAGGGGAAUUUUCAAGAAUAUGCAAAGCUUUCUGAGAAAAUGGCACCUUAUUUGCAAAAAACUGCAGAGGUUAAUGUUUACAACUAUCUGGCAUCACUUAAACUUGCACCUCCUAAUAAUGAAAUAACAAUAUUUUUAAACAAGCCUCAAGUACAGAGCGCUCUCCACGUAAAGAAAAUGGAAUACAAAAUGUUAAAUAAUAAUGUCUACAUGUAUCUAUACGAUGACCUGUACAAAACAGUGAAACCUUGGUUGGAGGAACUCUUGGAACACUAUGCUGUUAUGUGUUACAAUGGACAACUGGACGUGAUUGUUGCUUACGCACUAUCGGUACACACCCACCGAAGUCUGAAGUGGUCGGGAGCCGAUGGCUACCUAAACGCUAGGAGGGUUCCUGUAUACGAUGCGAAAAAUGAAAACAUUGCAUUUUACGUGAAGACAAAUGGGAGCUUCGUAGAUGCGAUGGUGCGAGGAGCUGGUCACAUGGUUCCCGCUGACCAGCCGGAGGCCGCCAAGCAGAUGAUUGACUGGUUCAUUAAUAAAUACAAGUAACACAAUUAUUUAUAUCAUUCCAAUAAUAAAUAUCACGUCCAUGAGCAGUGUUUAACUUUACUACCCUUACUAUCGUAUCCGUCACUUUCGCCGUCCUUUA